Messenger RNA from Styela clava, 8445 nucleotides. RefSeq lists its product as uncharacterized. Gene Ontology annotation, molecular function: nucleic acid binding. Lineage: Eukaryota; Metazoa; Chordata; Ascidiacea; Stolidobranchia; Styelidae. The record is from RefSeq and is a predicted model, not a curated record.
ACCAGUUAGUUGUCGAUCUGUGUUCUUUUCUCGACUACCGGUACUGCAGCUCUGGGACUUGGUUUGUUUAUUGAUAUUUAAUGGCAUACGGUACCGGUACCGGUGGCGAAUAGUGUACACAUUUCAGAAGUUUAUAACCGUACUGUAAUUGGAGGCUUUCAUUCAGUUACCGGUACUCCACCGUUGUUACGCUGUCGCAUUGUCUGAUUGUGAUGAUUUAACCGGCUUACUGCAGUACCAUUACCGUCUGACUGUACGGGUACCGGUACGGUACCGUAUUGGCUAACCCUGUUAGGCUGUUAGCCGUGACUCUUUCAUCUGUCUGGCUGUUCUUCAUACUGCUGUACUGCUGUACUGUGGGACUGCCAAUAAUUUUUGAAAUAUGUAACUGGUCUCAGAUGAUAGAAUACUAGAAUUCUCGAACCACACAUGCUGACAUGAUCACUCCCCACCUGCCCAACAUACAUUCAGACAUUCGUCCGUCGGUCCUGCAGUCUGUUGGGUGUCUAUUCCCUGAUUCAGGAUAUGGUAGUCUAGUUCAUCCUGUCAUCACUCAGUAGGCCUACUGCUGUACUGCAGUACUUUCGGAGACAUCAUCACAGCAGUUACGGAGAAAAAGCUGAAGCUAGGAAUGUACAAAAUGAAUCGCAUUUCUGAAUGAUUAAUAUCUGAGAAAUUGUUUCAUGAACAUAUGCCGAGAACAAGACUUCAGCGUCUUCAAGUACUCACCCGUUUCAGCAUUUGCCUAUUUCUGUAUUUAAAUUCAUUUAUAGAAUGUAUCAUUUUGGACAUGAAGUUUUACAGUAGACUACGACAGACGACAAAAAAGUUUAUUAAAAUAUGUAAAUCCUCUCCUAUCCUAGAUUUCUGAAAAUGAUGUGGAAUAGAUAACCAAUUAAUCAGUCACUGAUGUAUUUUCAAACUCAUUUUAUGUCUAUAUAAAUCUGUACAUCGACUUGUACCACUCUACAGAACAAUUUACAGAUUUAUGACUCAAUUUAGAAUAUAUUCAAUAAUUCACAGCUCACGCUCAUUAUUAACAUAAAUUUAAAAUUGUAUGGAAUGGUGAAUUAUUGAGUUAUGGACUUAUGACCAUCUCUGGUAAACAUGGAAUUGCUCAACACAGCAUCAAAUGAUCAGUGUCAAUUGAAUACGCAAAACAAUUGUGUAAACUUUUAUUGAAAUUUGAUAUCCACAGAGUUGAUAUAUUCAUAACUUAUUUAGUUGAUUGUAGUGUCGUAUUCAAAUUAUUAACUCUUAUUAUUAAUUUAAGAUAUAUUAAUGAGUAAUGACUUUAAUUUACACUUAUUGCUGUAUUGAGGCUAAUAUCAAGGUGAACAACCACCUAGGUAUUUUGCCAUGACACCCCACAUUUAGAACAUUAUUCAAACUGAUAGUUUUAGUGGAAACCUUACUUGAAGUAUUGUUAUGGGAUACUUCGGUCUUAUCUAUGUUUCACAUUGAUUCAUACAUAUUGUAAAAAUAGGAUUUUGACAUGGUUUGCUAAUGUCUUGUUUACCAAUUACAAUUCUCUUUUUUGCAGGUGCAUAUUGCAACAAAGAUUUAUUUGUUGUUGUAUGAGUGAUACUUUAUAACAAACAAUAUUUUUAAAAACUGGAAUGGCGUUAUGAAUUUGACGUUUCAAACAUUCAUGGAUCAUCUUGUUCUCAAGUCCCAGUCCUAGGAAGAAAAUUGAAAAUGUCGUCAGGAACUGCUAUCUCAGUGUCCGAAAACAACAUCAAAAAUAUUACCAACAUCACAGGGCCACAAGCAGUAGAAGAAUCAGAGAAAACUUCAAACACUGUUUUCAAAACAGAUAGCUCUAAUAUGCAGAACCAAAAGUGUUCUCAGAAUUCACUAGAGAAUCAUUCACCAAAUCAGAUUGAUAAAAAUGACCAUUCACAUAUUGAUUCCAAUCAUAUAUUGCGACCUGCUAUGACGGAGAAUAUUAAGCAGGUUUUGAAUACAUCGUCAUUUCCAUCUCAAGGGAAGUCUAUCUUACUAAACAACUGCACUGUUGAGAAGAAACUAAUGAUGACAAAUUCUGUUGGUGCAUCAGGUGAUGGUUUACCACAGAAUGAGAAUAUUGUUCUGCUUAAAAAUCAAGCAAAUAUCUUGUCAUGUACUGCUUCGAAGGAUAAAGAAAUUUUGAAUGAUAAGACUUCAAGUAUAAAAACCAAAAAUGCACCUAAGAUAUCCGGACAAACCUACGCUAUAGCUGCAAGAACGGCAACUUCAAAUUCUGGUGGUAAAAAUGCAUACAAAACUACAUCUAAGAAUCCGAUAAAUCCAAUUAACGUGCAAUCUGCAAUGAGAGAUUCUGAAGCAGUAACAGUUCAAAAGCCUGCUGCUGAAAUGAAUGGAAUCUAUCAAGAACCUAAUGAUUCUGACCCGAACCUCAUUACCAACAGUUCUCCUCCAGUUCAGAUUUCAAAAACCAAGUCUCUGUCGCAGAGCAGAAUGAAACUGCUUGUACGGAGCAAGGCAAUCUGUCAGGACGAUUUUACAAUCAAUCUGGAUUCUCACUACCCUCUCGAUUCACCUCUUUCGUCUUCUUCUGUUUUUAUAUCUGACUCCAUCUUUCCAUCUCCUUACCCCAUUUCUAGAGAAGAAGCACUCAAAGAAACAAUUGGUCAUAUAUCCACGAGAUUGCCUGAUGAUUUUCCUAACACAAGACAGAGCUCAAGUUCGGAAGCUCAACUUCCUAAUGAUCAAGAAAUACAAAUAUUGUCGAAUUCUGAACGGAUGACAGAUGCUGGAACUCAUGAUGUUUCAAAUGAAAAUUCACCAAACAAUCUGGAGCAAGAUCUGUUGGGUGCAAAAUUAAGCAGUGGUUCACUUAGAAGAGAAGCAGAAAAACCACCAAGAAUGCAGAAACAAAGAAGUCAGGAUCGACUAUUAUCAAAACAACAAAAGCCAAGCUUUGAUACAGAUAAAAGAGAAACAUUAUCAAGAGGUGAAGAAUCUAGCAUUGAAUGUGUUGAUUCUACUGGAGUUGACGUUCAUGAAUUCCUAAUAACGACAUUACGCAAUAGUACAAGAGAUCGAGCAAUAUUACUGAAGAUAGAACAUGACAUGAUAGAUUUUGUCAAUGACAAAAAGAUUGAUUUUAUGAAGUUUCCUCCAAUGACCUCGUACCAUAGAAUGUUGGUUCACAGAGUUGCAGCUUACUUUGGCAUGGAUCACAACGUUGACGAAACUGGAAAAUCAGUGAUUAUAAACAAAACUAGUUCCACAAGAUUACCAGAAGUUCGAUUUGCAGACCAGUUCGAUCCUCGUCAUCCCGACCCACAUGUUGGUCGCCGAGAUGAUGAUAUGAGGCGACGAUCCAUAUUGAAGCGAACACAUCAAUCGAGGAGUUUUGAUAGAGAUGAUGUGAGAAUUUAUAUGAAAGGAUGUGGGUUGUGGAAAGACAAUCGUCAGCGAUCAAUAGAAGAAAGAGAAGAACAAUAUGAGAAGGUCAGGGCGAGAAUUUUCAAUAAUCCAGAGCUGGCAAAUGUGCAGUCUCCAUUGUACGGCCGCCGUGGAAUGAGUUCUAUAGCAGCUGCUCGAAUUGCGUCUUGGACAGAUAGACCAUGGAACAGUACAGAUUUGGAGCCCAUGUCGACUGGUAUGCGAAUGCCGCUGUCAAGACCUCUCACAACUAGAGCAAGCAGUUAUUCAAGUAUAAGUGUGCUGCCGAGACACAAUAGUGCGACAAGUGUUAAGACAGGUUCCUCAAGCAGUGUAUCUUCAAUGAACGGGUUGAACAAUGGAAUGCAAAAUUAUCCACAAAACCGACCACCUCUCAAUAUGGGUCAUCCAAGACCUCCCACACCAAACCGAAGAUCGGGUGGAAAUUCUGUGAUGAAUGAAAGCAACAAUGGAGCAUAUUAUUAUAUGCAACAACAGAAUCAAGGUUUGCCUUAUCUGAGUCCCGAAGGUUACCAACUUUUUUAUCAAAGUGGUGCCGUCAGUAGCGGAAUGACAUCACCUCAGUUUGCACAAUACUACCAAAUGCCUCCUCAACCUUCACCAAACCACCCUGGCAUGGCAUAUGCACACGGAUACAAUCCUUAUCAAGAAUCUCCACAGAAAGGAGCUAAUGUACCACACGCCUCUACUAAUACUGAUUACACAAUGAUGACGCCCAUGUCUAAUUAUCAUCAACCAAACUUAUCUUCAACAACGACAGUUUACUCUGGAGUUCAGGGUCAUCAAAAUCCAAAUUAUCCAUACCAGCCUCCAACAUCAACCGGAACUGGAUAUAACAACAGCAGGUCAACACAAGAUCAGACGCCUUCAUCACAAACUACAAUGCCAAUGAAUCAUAUGGUAGUAAACACAAAUCAGCAGGGGAAACAGAUGCCCAUUGUUCCAGGUCAAAAUUACAUACAACAUCCUGGUGGAGCACCUGUUGGUUAUCCACAAUAUAUAUUGACGCAACAACCUGCCAAUGCCACACCUGCUCCAGGACAAUCACAAGCACCUCAGCCUGCUAGCAAAGAUACCACAACACCACAGAAUCCAAAUGGUGCGGUCAACACGCCCAGACCAUUGUUGCAGCAACCUUUGCCUAUGAUGCAUCCUGUGCCACCCAUGUAUCAGCAGCAACAAGCAAUGCAUGUUAUUUACUCCCCACCUGCACCUAAUGCUGCUACUCCCGGUAGUACAGACGCUUAUAAUCAGUCUGUCAAUAAUGUUGAUCCUACCAAAUCUUCAAACAAUCAAUCUCACCACCAACAACAAGAACCGAAAAAACUAGCAGAAGACGAAUUAAAUGAGAAGAUGCAGGCUAUCGUACUAAAGAAUUUACAGCAACAGCAAGAACAGGCUCAAGUACCUGACGUUGCUGCUUCGAACUCUCCUACCACUGUGACGACAUCUGUCACUCCUUCCAACAAUCAAAUCCAAGCAACAAAACAAUUACAAUCUCAACACAUGAUACCAGAUCAAACUGGUCACAACCGGAUUUUGUCUCAUCCACCACCAUCUGGUUCACAUCAGCCCAACUCACAAGUACAACAAGGAUAUCAAUAUCAUCAGUAUGCAAAUCCUAAUGGAAUGCAACAACAUCAACAGAUGCAAGUAUACUUGAUGCCAGCAAAUGCACCAAAUGCUGGAAAUGCAUCUUACAGAACGUACUCCCAAUUUAUGACGCCACCACAAACUCCCCAUGUUAUGGGAACUGGAAUGCAUUUGGUCUACCUCAGUCCACCACCUAUGAUGGGAUUAGAUAACUCCAGUACAGUUCCUAUUCCAUCAAGUGUUCCGUCAGUGAUGCAAAAUCCUGCACAUCAUCACCAGCAUCAAUCUCGUACUUCACAACUCACUGGCGAACCUACAACACAAGUAUAUGCAUCGAAUACAAAUAACAAUAACGUACAAUCAAUAACAGAUGAUGCACAGAAUCACGGUCACAACCACAGUGAAGAGCAAGCUCAAACCAGUGACUUGGUUGCUUCGAAAACAGAUAACAUCAACAAUGGUGCACCAAUGCCAAAUUCUAAUGAUAAUAGUAUUUCCCCACCUGCAGAAACAAAUAGCAUUCAAGAAAUAGUUGUGGAAAAAGAUGACUUGCAACCAGAAAUCAGCUUGGAAGAUUCGUCUGUAGCUGAAGUACCUGCCAGCACAGCUGCUGCAACAGAUUAUUCUACACAAAGUCAUCUGGUCACUGCCAACACCUCGUCGGAUGAAAAUCAAAGCGGCAAACAACCAGCAAUCAUGACAACACAGUCAACACAUACUGCUCAUAAUCAUAUCCAUUAUCAAGUUCAACCACAUCAUAGUCAUCAUCAUCAUCAUCAUGCAGCAGUACAAUAUUCUAAUUCACCAAUCAUGAUUCAACCGGAUUACAGGAUGGCAGGAAUCGCAAUGAAUGCGGCUGCUCCUUAUUCUACCAGAGUUAUUCCGCAAUAUUCAAUGUAUCCUGGCAUUACACAGACACCAUAUGUAUACUUACCAACAGCAGCUUCAAAUCACAACCACAAGCUUUCUGAAGUUAAAAUGUUCCCAGCACAAGCUGCUUCUCCUACACCUGGUUUGAUUGCGGUUCAUGUCCCAAAUCAGAAUCAUAUUCAACUAGUUCCUGCUGCUUCACUGCAACAACAUCAACAACAAAAUCAAAUUUAUUAUACUCCACAGAAUUACAUGACAUCAGAUUACACAAAUCAACCUGUAACACAAUCUCAUCACCAAUUAUAUACAACAACAACAACUACUACAACAGAAACAAAUUCAUAUGCGAAACAAGAUAUGGCAGUAUCGUCAGUAGCAACCGAUCAAAAUCAUGUUGCAGAAGCUCUGGAAGCCACAAAUGUUACUAGAAUUGCUGGCACAACGAAAGAUAGCAAUUCGACAGACAAUGUAUAUCAAGAUGAAAAUACAAACAGCAAAGAAAAGAAUGAACAUCCAAGGCAUGAAAAAAACAAAGACUGAAUUAACAUGAUAGACAAAUGAAUUUGCCUUACAGAAGUCAUUUCUUUAUAUUUUAUUUUUAUUGCUAUUUUUUCAUCCUGCUAGUUUUCAUAUUCUUUUCUAUCUCGUCCAAAAAAGUUUUCUGUUCGUUAUUUUUCCAAGUUCCUGAAACUUUCUUCUCGCCAAUUACUGAAAUCUUCGCUAGCAUGGAACAUGAGUAUAUUACUGGUGGCCAAUUAUGAAAAUAUCAGUCUAUAGUUUCAGCCAUGUGCUAAUAAAAUCCCUAAUAAUGAACUCACACAGACACUUAUCUAAUAAUCAAUUGCACUCAAUAAAUAAGAGUAAAUGAAGCAGAAAAAGAUCUAUUCAUUUACUGUUGAGUGUCCAUCAGUGGUUGUCAAAUAUUAAUAUCACGCAAAUUAUGCCACAGAGUCGAUCAUAAUUUUUAUUUAACCAACCUGCAGCACAAACAUCUCAUAUUUUGUCCAUAUGACUUAAUCAUAUUAUAGACCCUUUUUUGAACAAGUUAGCACAACAUUGCAAUUUUACACUGCCGUUUUCUACAGCUGUGUGUUAACUGUUAACAGAUUUCCUUGAGAAAGUUCAUGUAACAGAACUCUGAAUGUUAACCAUUAGGUGUCUGAUUUUAACAUAGAAUGGUAAAUUGCUAACUAAAACUCGUUACCAUCUCGAUGAUCGAAUAACAAUGGUGUGGACUAAACGAAUGGUCAUGGCUUUUUAAGAACUUUUUGAUAACAAAGAUCCAACUGAAUUUUUAAAAUCCAUGUAUUUAAUUUUGUAAUUUCAGAUAGGAAUACAGAAUAGGCAAAGAAGCGAAUGUACCAAUCCACGAUGAACAAAACCAUAUAUUUUAAUGGCCGACUAUAAUUAACAAAAUGUACUGCCUGGGUUUCAAAUUCCUGCCGUAUGACUAAGUUAGUAUUGCCAUGCAUACAUAUAUGGUACUAGAAUGAUUGCACCAAUUAGUUCUAUACUUGUGUGGAGGGAAUAAUAUUUUCUAUUUUCCCAAAUGUGCAUUUCGUUUGGUUCUUUAAAUCAUGUUCGUUUUUCUUUGCUAUUUUUCUACUUUAUUUAUGUUUUUAUUUGUCAAGUCUGUAAGGGGUCAUGGACUAAAUUGUGCCACCUGGUAGGUGCUAUUACACCAAUUUUGUUUUGCUCCACAUUAUGUUACUUACCGGCAAUUUCAUUGAUGUGAUGUGAAUUCUUGCUCUAGUUUGGUAUCCCAUACCGAAUCUUAUGAUGAACUAAGAUGAUUGACAAGGUGAAAUCAUUUUGCAUUUAAUGAACUUCCUUAACAAAUGAUGAAAAGUAAUUGCUCGUGAAUACGGUAAUACCGGUAGUUCGAAACCUGAUUAUAGCAUUGGAUUAAUUCUUAGAAUGCAGUUAUUUAUGCAAAGCUCAACAGAAUUUCUACUCCACAGUAUAUGUGAUUCUGUUAUGCUGAUGUAUAAAUUUUGUUUUCAUUUGUUGCCUUUCAAUUAAAAUGCUCGUGUGGAGAAAUAUGUAACAGUAAAUCAUUUGAAUAUUGAUAUUUCAGAAUUAUGUCUGAAUGAUCAUACUAGGCAAUCAUAUUUUAAUGUGAACUUGUUCAAUUGCGUCUCAUCUUCAUCAGAAUAGGAAAUUAUUUUGUGACAAAAUUAUGUCUUUUGCUGGACAUAAGCAUCAAUAUGUCGAAUUAGCCCUGUUCUGCAGUUAUCUUUCUACCAGAUAACAUUUUUGUGCUUCUGUUUCUGAGACCUUCCAUUGCGGAUGUGUAGGCUACAUGUCUUAUGUCUUUAUAGUUUUAUUUGGUAUUUAGGGCUGUUGAACUUAUGAGCCAGUCAGGUUUUAUGACAUGACUGUAAACCUGUCUAGGUUUUUGCGGGAAUGCUUGAUCUUUUUGUAAUAGCAGUGUUGGUAAUGGUGAACCGCUAAGAUUCUACUAAUUUAUGUGUGGAGUACUUUUUUAUUGCCUUGUUCCUUUCAUAUUGACUUGUAAUAGGAAAACCUUGUACUUGAGCCAAUAUACUUCAUCACCUUGAGCGUAAA